UAGCGCGUUCAGAAAAUGGCGGAAUAACAAAUUAGUUUAUGAAUGUUUUUAUUAAUAUUUUAGUUAUUUAACAUCAUGCAUAUAAAACAGGUUAUUAUUCAGGGAUUUAAAAGUUACAGAGAUCAAACUGUGGUUGAGCCUUUUGAUAAAAGGCAUAAUGUAGUUGUAGGACGUAAUGGUUCUGGAAAAAGUAACUUUUUCUAUGCCAUACAAUUUGUACUUAGUGAUGAGUUCUCACAUCUACGGCCUGACCAACGGCAGGCCUUACUUCAUGAAGGCACUGGACCCAGGGUAGUUUCUGCUUAUGUUGAAAUCAUAUUUGAUAAUGCUGAUUCACGUGUACCAAUUGAGCAUGAAGAAAUUUACUUGCGUAGAGUAAUUGGUGCCAAAAAGGAUCAGUAUUUUUUGAACAAGAAAGUUGUUCCCAGAAGUGAGGUCAUGAAUUUGCUGGAAUCAGCUGGAUUUUCCAAUUCAAAUCCUUACUAUAUUGUUAAACAAGGAAAAAUUAACCAAAUGGCCACAGCUCCAGAUGCACACAGGUUGAAAUUGCUUAGAGAAGUUGCUGGUACAAGAGUUUACGAUGAAAGACGUGAUGAAUCGAUGACGAUUUUGAGAGACACUGAAGGAAAGAUUGAAAAAAUUGAGGAAUUUCUUCGAACAAUUGAAGAACGUUUAAGUACUUUGGAGGAGGAAAAGGAAGAGUUAAAACAGUAUCAGCAUUAUGACAAAAUCAGAAGAACAUUGGAAUACAUCAUUCAUGAUUUUGAACUUAAUGAUAACAAGAAAAAGCUAAAUGAUCUUGAAUUAAAAAGAAAUGAAUCCGGCACAGAGCAGGAAAAACUAACAGGAAAUCUGAAAAAAGCUCAAGACAAUAUCAAGAAUUACACAAAAAAAACUAAAGAAACCAAAAAAGAGUUAAAUUCCUUGAAGGAAGAAAGGGACAUUUUGGGCAAUGAUCAGCAACACUUGAUCAAAGAAAAAGCCAAGUUGGACUUGACCAUCAAAGAUUUGUCUGAAGAGGUGCAAGGUGAUAAUAAGUCCAGAGAAAGAGCAGAGAAUGAACUGGCUCGUUUGACCAAGUCAAUCACUGAAAAGGAAGCAGAUUUAGAGAAGGUGAAGCCUCAGUAUGAAGCCAUGAAGAAGAGAGAAGAAGAAUGCACAAGGGAGCUGUCUCUUAAAGAGCAAAAGAGAAAGGAGUUGUAUGCCAAACAAGGCAGAGGUAGUCAGUUUGCUUCAAAGGAUGAUCGUGAUAAAUGGAUUCAACAGGAAUUAAAGUCUUUAAAUAAACAAUUAAAGGAUAAAAAAGAUCACAGGGAUAAGUUGGAGGCAGACUUAAAAAGGGAUGCUGCUAAAGAAAUUGAGUUGAACCAGAAAAUUGAUGAACAAUCACAAGAACUUGAAAGGCAGAAAAAUUGUAUUGAUGAGCAUAACAAGCAGUGUUAUGAACUAAAGAAAAAUAAGGACCAGUAUCAAGCCACAAGAAACGAGCUGUGGAGAAAAGAGAACAACGUGCAGCAAAACCUGUCGUCACUGAAAGAGGAUCUGGCCAAAGCCGACCAACAGCUGCGCUCGAUGGCCGGCAAACCGAUCCUGAACGGUCGCGACAGCGUUCGCAAAGUGCUCGACACGUUCGUGCAGCGCGGCGGCAUGGAAGCGGAGAUCGCGCGCUCCUACUACGGCCCCGUCAUCGAAAACUUUGACUGCGACAAGAGCAUCUACACGGCCGUGGAGGUGACGGCCGGUAACCGUCUGUUCCAUCACGUCAUCGACUCCGACAAGGUGGGAACGCAAAUUUUGAAAGAGAUGAAUAACCAGAAGCUGCCCGGCGAGGUCACGUUCAUGCCCUUAAAUCGUCUCAAUGCCAGGGAGAUGGACUAUCCCAAUGAUUCGGAUGCCAUUCCAAUGGUAUCGAAACUUCAUUACGACGCAAAAUACGACAAAGCCAUGCGCUUCCUGUUCGGUAAAACCCUAAUUUGCCGUAACCUAGAUGUGGCCACAAAAUUGGCCCGUACUACAGGUCUCGAUUGCGUCACCUUGGAUGGCGAUCAAGUCUCCUCCAAAGGUUCCCUUACCGGAGGCUACUUCAACUCGUCCCGAUCCCGCCUUGAAAUGCAGAAAAAUCGCAGCGAAACCAUGCAGCAAAUUAAACAGUGCGACGAAGAAUUAAAGAACUUAAGAACCGAAUUAUCGAAAACGGAAUCGUCCAUAAAUAGCAUUGUUUCCGAGAUGCAGAAAACCGAGACCAAGAACAGCAAAGCAAAGGGCAUAUUCGAUAAGGUCAAAGGUGAACUUCGUCUGAUGCGCGAGGAGUUAUCCAACAUAGAUCGGUUUAGAGGACCGAAAGAAAGGAGUUUGGCGCAGUGCAAGUCGAACCUGGAAGCGAUGCAAACCACCAAAGAAGGCUUGGAAUCCGAGUUGCACCAAGAAUUGCUGUCGCAGCUUUCGGUCAUCGAUCAGGCCGAAGUCGAUUCUCUCAACGACGAUAUUCAACGAUUGCAAAAGGAGAACAAGGAGGCUUUCAGUACUCGUAUGAAGCUCGAAGCCGAGAAGAACAAGCUGGAGAACUUGUUGACCAACAAUUUAAUUCGGCGCAGGGACGAAGUUCUGCAUGCUCUUCAAGAAAUAUCGCUUGAAGAUCGUAAAAGGCAGCUUGUUAAUAGCAGAUCGGAAGUUGAAGAGAUCGAUAAGAAAAUCGAGAAGGUCAACAAGGAGUUAAGUUCUGUUGAGAUUAAAGUUAAAGAUAUAAAUAAAAGGCUUAAACAAGAACAGACUGAACUUGAAAAUUGGAAAAAGAAGGAGAAGGAAGCCCAAGAAAAAAUCGACGAGGAUGCAAAGCAUUUAGAAAAAUUUGCCUCCAAACAAAACCUUAUGGAGCAAAAGAUUGCAGAAUGCGUUGAAAAAAUUAAUCAACUUGGGGCUUUACCUGCGCAAGAUUUGCAUUCACAGUACAAGAAGAUGACUCAACGUUCAUUGUUUAAAGAACUGGAAAAAACAAAUAAUCAGCUAAAGAAGUUUAGUCAUGUGAACAAGAAGGCUUUAGAUCAAUUUAUGAGCUUCUCAGAUCAGAAGGAAAAAUUGCAAAAACGUAAAGAAGAAUUAGAUAGGGGGGACGAGAAAAUCAAAGAGUUGAUCGCCAUGUUGGAACAAAGAAAAAUGGAAGCCAUUCAGUUCACCUUCAAGCAGAUCUCCAAAUUCUUCACAGAAGUGUUCAAUAAAUUGGUCCCCGCUGGCAGAGCAAAACUCGUAAUGAAAACCAACGACAGCGAAGAGGGCCGUGAUAUACGACCAGACGAUGUGGAUUCCGAGAUAUUCAAAGGCAUCGGUAUCAAAGUUUCCUUCACCGAAUCGGACUCUGAGAUGAAAGACAUGAACCAACUGUCGGGCGGUCAAAAAUCCCUGGUCGCUUUGGCGCUGAUUUUCGCCAUCCAAAAGUGCGAUCCUGCGCCGUUCUACCUGUUCGACGAAAUCGAUCAGGCCUUGGAUCCGCAGUACAGGAAAUCCAUAGCCAAUAUGAUCCACGAGCUGAGCAGCGAGGCGCAGUUUAUCACGACCACUUUCAGGCCCGAACUGCUCGAGCACGCAAAUAAGUUUUACGGCGUCAAGUUCAGGAAUAAGGUUAGUCACGUCGAAUGCGUUUCCAGAGAGGUGGCCAGAGAUUUCGUCGAGGAUGACCAGACGCACGGUUAACUUUUUUCUUGUAAGAUUUUUUAUCACAAUAUUCUUUUAAUUUAAACUUUAAAUAUAUAAAUGUAUUUAAGAAAGUUUUAUUUGUAUGAAAAUA
Messenger RNA from Brassicogethes aeneus, 3781 nucleotides. The record is from the annotation of a GenBank genome assembly. Lineage: Eukaryota; Metazoa; Arthropoda; Insecta; Coleoptera; Nitidulidae.